Vigna umbellata (rice bean) is the source of this 2125-nucleotide messenger RNA. RefSeq names its product nuclear poly(A) polymerase 1-like. Gene Ontology annotation, biological process: RNA 3'-end processing. NCBI's taxonomy places the organism in Eukaryota, Viridiplantae, Streptophyta, Magnoliopsida, Fabales, Fabaceae. The record is from RefSeq and is a predicted model, not a curated record. Gene Ontology annotation, molecular function: poly(A) RNA polymerase activity; RNA binding. Gene Ontology annotation, cellular component: nucleus.
GUGCAUGGCCCUGGAGCUGACAUAGAUACUCUUUGUGUGGGACCUAGACAUGCAACCAGAGAUGAAGACUUCUUUGGUGAGCUGAGGAAAAUGCUAUCUGAGAUGCAAGAAGUAACAGAAUUGCACCCUGUGCCCGAUGCUCACGUCCCUGUGAUGAAAUUCAAGUUUAAUGGUGUUUCAGUUGAUCUCUUGUAUGCAAGAUUAGCUUUGUGGGUUAUUCCUGAAGACUUAGAUAUAUCACAGGAGUCAAUAUUACAAAAUGUUGAUGAACAAACUGUUCUUAGUCUUAAUGGUUGUAGAGUAACUGAUCAGGUCCUGCGAUUGGUUCCAAAUAUUCAGACCUUUCGCACAACAUUGAGAUGCAUGAGGUUUUGGGCAAAGCGUCGUGGUGUUUAUUCAAAUGUUGCUGGUUUUCUUGGUGGUAUAAAUCUGGCAUUGCUUGUUGCUCGAAUAUGCCAGUUGUAUCCUAAUGCACUACCUAAUAUGUUAGUGUCUCGGUUCUUUCGGGUGUAUACUCAAUGGCGAUGGCCAAAUCCAGUCAUGCUCUGUGCUAUUGAAGAAGGAUCUCUUGGACUACCUGUUUGGGAUCCUAGAAGAAAUCCCAAGGAUAGAUAUCAUUUAAUGCCUAUAAUUACUCCUGCUUAUCCUUGCAUGAAUUCUACUUACAAUGUUACAUCAAGUACAUUACGUGUUAUGUCAGAUGAGUUUCAGAGGGGGAGUGAAAUAUGUGAGGCUAUGGAGGCUAGCAAGGCUGAUUGGAAUGCUCUUUUUGAGCCUUAUCCCUUUUUUGAAUCUUACAAGAACUAUCUACAGAUAGAAAUAACUGCAGAGAAUGCAGAUGACCUUAGACAAUGGAAAGGCUGGGUUGAGUCUCGUCUCCGCCAAUUAACAUUGAAGAUUGAGAGGCACACUUAUGGCAUGCUUCAAUGUCAUCCACAUCCUGGUGAAUUCUCUGACAAGUCUAGACCUUUUCAUCACUGUUACUUCAUGGGUCUGCAGCGUAAGCAAGGAGUUCCAGUGAAUGAAGGUGAACAGUUUGAUAUAAGGCUAACUGUUGAAGAAUUCAAGCAUUCUGUCAAUGCUUACACACUAUGGAAACCUGGAAUGGAUAUUCAUGUGUCCCAUGUGAAACGCCGGAACAUACCUGCCUACAUAUUCCCUGGUGGUGUCCGGCCUUCAGGCCCAUCAAAAGUAACUGCUGAAAAUAAACAAAGUUCUAAAUUAAGGGCUUCUGGUCACGGUCAAGCAGAAAAAUCUCAAGGAGGUAAAGGAGUUGCUGUUGGAGCGGAUGAUGUGAAAAAGAGAAGGAGAUCAGAGGACGACAUGGAUAAUAGUUCAAAGAAUUCCAAGUCCCCUGUAUCUUUACCUCCCCCUAGCAGGGAAGUUAAUGAAGAUAUGACUCCUAUUAAAUGGGAUGAAUCAGAAGUCAAUAGUAGUGACGGUCAAAAGAGCAAGAAACUUUGUCUGACAUCUCCAGGGGAGAUUCCUCCUGGGGAUAGUGGGACCAAUGGAUCUGUGGCAAGCAACCAACCAGUGAACCCUAUACUUGCUGCUACUGAUAUAUCCAGUUCUAAAGAAGAAGAAAAACUAGCCAUUGAAAAGAUUAUGUCAGGGCCAUAUGAUGCACAUCAAGCCUUUCCAGAAGAACCUGAAGAGCUUGAAGAUGACACUCAGUAUAGAACUCAAGUCAAAGAUACUGCUGGGAGCUUGGAAAACAUUACUGAAUCUUUAGCCUUAAAGCCUGCAGUGGCAGAAGAGCCAGUUGUUUAUAUGGAAACUACUUGCUCUACUAGUUUAUGCUCCAAUGAGGGCUUGGAGGAGCUUGAGUCUGCUGAGCUAACAGCACCAUUGUUAACUGUGCCUCCUGCACCUGCACCGCUGAAGAAGCCUCUUAUCAGGUUGAACUUCACCUCCUUGGUAAAAGCUGCUGACAAGAGUUCUUAGACACCUCAAAACUUAAUCUGCAGCUAUCUGAUUUAUGUAAAAUUGACAUUUCUAGUUCCUCGUUUAUUUAUGUAAUAACUAUGAUGCAGUAAAUAAACCCGAGCUAGAAAACCAUCAUCAAUUUUCAUUGAUAUGUACAUGAGAAUAUGUUGCACCGGAAAAAUAAAAAAGAUUUUGACCA